UGCGUUAAUUCGAGAAUUGAUUUCAUUUUGUACAUUUCGUACUAUAUACAACUGGAGAGAUUCUCACAUCAGUUUACGGCCCCAAGAUGCCCGCACGCACACAACCACCCACCCUUCACUGUAUCAUUCCCCUCCUUUGCCAUUGACUUUGCCUCAUUGAUAGGCCAUAACUCCCCGCAUGCCCGUACUCGAUACGUCCCCGUCUCCAUUUAUUUCUCGGGGAUGUAGUUUUGCUGCUGGAACAAGUAACCGCGGACCUUGGACUCUUUGAGCAGCUCGAAAUAUCUCUCUGCAAUGUCCAAUUAGUUUCCGUAUCCCAAACGAACAUAUAUUUAGAGCCACAACAAAAAAACAGAGUCAAAGGGAUGGGGUUCCGGGCAUCCUCACCUCUUAACGCUCCGCACUUCUCGAGGUGGUUGACUCCCUCGCGGUAGUAGCACUUGCCCAUCUCCUCUCUGACGAGACGUGCCAUCAUACUCCUAACCCACUGCUCGCGCAGAAUUGCGUCCUGUGCUUGCUUCAAUCGCUGCGUGUCAUCAUAGUCGACACCGUCGAAGCUCGCUGGGACCGUUGGCUUCUUGGCCAGGAACGCGACUGACUCUGGAGUGGGCGCCAUUGGAGGUGGAUCAGGGUGCGCAAAGCAAGGCGGUUGGUAGAGGCGAGGCGAUUGCGAAUCCGAGAUGUCGACUGCGGCAAUUGUUCCCAGGGCUUCACCGUUGGUCGAGCUGUUUAGAUAGAUAAUUGAAGCUCUCACCACUUCCGAGUUGUGAGGUCGGUCACGUCGAUAAUGCGCUUGGCCCAAUACAGACUAGCGUAUCCACUGACCGCCAAGAGCCCUGCGGCAGAAAACCUGCCCGCAUAAAUUUCUGUUAUCGAGGCGCUAAUAGAUUUUUCUAAUAGACCCGUGAACCCGCCCGCCAUCUUUUUUCUAUCCGAGUACAAAUACCAGACCGCUACCACCUUUCCUCUCAACCACCCUUUCCAUCCUUCACAAAUUCUCUCUUCUCCCCUAAUCACCCUUCAUCCUACACAAAUCAAACAAAAUGGGAAAAUCAAAGGAUACCAAGACCAGCAAGGUCAAGGCUCAGGCACCAGUUGUCAGCAAGAAGUCUGCUAAGGAGGUUGUCGCAAAGGCUGCCCCUUCCAAGAAGUCCAAGAAGGCCGCACCACCAUCUGAGUCUUCCGACUCCGACUCCGAGUCCGCAGAGUCCGCCGCCAGCUCCGAGUCCGAGUCCGAGGCUGAGGUCGAGGUCGAGAAGACCAACGGCGCUGCCAAGAAAGAGGUAGCUACCUCUGAUUCCUCUGACUCAUCCAGCGAAAGCGAGGAUGGUUCAUCUGAUUCUGAUUCUGAUGAUUCCAAGCCCGCCGCCGCCACCGAGGAGAGCGACAGCGACGAUUCGUCCGACAGCGAGGAGGAGGCCGCCCCUGCUAAGGAUGCCAAGGUCGCAAAGGCAACUUCUGGUUCCGAUUCUUCCGAUAGCGACGAGGAAGACUCUGACGACUCUGAGGAGGAGGAGAGCACCGAGGAGGCCGCCCCAUCCAAGAAGCGCAAGGCUGACGAUGAGGAGGAGACCGCCGCCAAGAAGUCCAAGACUGAGGUCGAGGAUACCGGAUCCAAGAACCUGUUCGUUGGUAACCUGAGCUGGAACAUUGACGACGAGUGGUUGUACCGCGAGUUCGAGGAGUUCGGUGAGAUCACUGGCGCUCGCGUCAUCUCUGACCGCGAGUCUGGCCGCUCCAAGGGUUUCGGUUACGUUGAGUUUGCCAACUCCGCCGAUGCCGCCGCUGCCCUCAAGGCCAAGAAGGGUGCUCUCAUCGAUGGUCGCGAGGCCAACGUUGACUUCUCCACUCCCCGUGACAACGCAGCACCAAAGGACCGCGCCAACGCUCGCGCCCAGACCUACGGUGAUGCCAAGAACCCAGAGUCCGACACCCUUUUCGUCGGCAACAUCUCCUUCGAGGCCAACGAGGACAUGCUCGGCGAGGCUUUCGGUGCCCACGGCACUGUCGUGAACGUCAGACUCCCAACUGAUAUGUAAGUUAUAUCACCUGCACAAAAAAAGUACUCCCCACUAAUAUUUUAUCAGGGACUCUGGCAACCCGAAGGGCUUCGGAUACAUCACCUUCUCUUCGGUUGAGGACGCCAAGAACGCCAUGGAGAACAUGAUGGGUGCUGAUGUCGGUGGACGCCCAGUUCGCCUCGAUUACGCUACCCCCCGCCCAGAACGUGAUGCCGGUGGUGGCCGUGGUGGUGGACGCGGCGGUGGCCGUGGUGGACGCGGUGGCUUCGGUGACCG
Messenger RNA from Pseudogymnoascus destructans, 2297 nucleotides. RefSeq lists its product as uncharacterized. The record is from RefSeq and is a predicted model, not a curated record. The transcript has 3 exons. Lineage: Eukaryota; Fungi; Ascomycota; Leotiomycetes; Thelebolales; Thelebolaceae. Bases 1044 to 2039 code for a protein of 331 amino acids. Gene Ontology annotation, molecular function: RNA binding.